Molecule: messenger RNA, 495 nt
Organism: Beta vulgaris subsp. vulgaris (sugar beet)
Lineage: Eukaryota; Viridiplantae; Streptophyta; Magnoliopsida; Caryophyllales; Amaranthaceae
Exons: 2
Coding region: 1-495 (164 amino acids)
Source: RefSeq, a predicted model, not a curated record
AUGACGCCAAGAGAGACCCGGAGGAUCACAUAUUGGCAUACGAAGGCCAUAUGCUACUGUACACUGAUACGGACUCAGUAUGGUGUAAGGGAGAAAACUACCGGCAAGCUGAUGUCUAUCAAGCAGGGAGACUCAGAGAGCUUGAAUGACUAUGUGGGGCGCUUCAAUGCAGAAGCCGUCACCAUCCCUAGUCUGCAGCAGGAGGUAGCGGUCUUAGCCCUGAUGAUACGCUUAAAAAAGAAGGGACUACUUUCAGAAGCUACCUGGUCGCAAAAAGCUGAUAAGCCUAACAGAAGUCUUGGGAAGGCGAAUGACUUCAUCCAAGGAGAAGAUUUCCACAAGGUGGCAACUGCUAAAAGGCCAGAAAAAGAUGGAAAGGAGAAGGAGAAAGACAAGUUUCGGAAGGACAAGAAGCCGGACAAUUCCGGCAGGAGGGAGGAAAAUAAUUCGGUAAAGAAGGGUCAGCAAGGGCAAUCUGACCGUUAUCGCAAUUAA